Messenger RNA from Lampris incognitus (smalleye Pacific opah), 3607 nucleotides. It is a transcript of the gene susd6, whose product is annotated as sushi domain containing 6. Lineage: Eukaryota; Metazoa; Chordata; Actinopteri; Lampriformes; Lampridae. The transcript has 6 exons. The record is from RefSeq and is a predicted model, not a curated record. Bases 6 to 1154 code for a protein of 382 amino acids.
AAAAGAUGUGCGAUGGAAUGGUAGCGUUUCAGACGAGAGUCCUGUCCUCCUCCUCCUCCUCUUCCUCGUCCCUAGUCCACAGGCUGGCUGCCUCUGUGCUCCUCCUCCUCCUGACUGUGCUCCCUCACUGUCACGCAUCAGGUUGUCCGCGGCCGGCCGGUGUACCUCAUGGAGACCUGGUGAACCAGACCGAGGCUAACCGGGGCUCCUUCUCCCCGGGCACCCUGUUGACUUACAGCUGUGAUCCCGGCUACACCCCAGAAGGGCCCACCAGCAUCACCUGCACCAGCUCUGGAGCAUGGUCUUACCAACCUCCACGCUGUAUUCGCAACAAUGUGUGUCUGCCCCCCACAGAGCCAGAAAACGGGGGUUACCGCUGUCACCCCACCCCCUGUCACCGCCUCACUCAGAAGACCGUCAUCGAGUACUUCUGCGAUGAAGGCUACGCUCUAAAGGGGGACUACAAGUUCCUCACCUGCCAGAACGGCGAAUGGAACGCUCCCAUGCAGAUCAGCUGUCGACUCAGCCAGGACAAGGAACCGAGUUCUCCUCUGGGCAUGCCAGCUCUGUCAAUUGUGGCCUCCACAGCUAGCUCUGUGGCCCUCAUCCUGCUCCUAGUAGUGUUGUUUGUACUGCUACAGCCCAAACUCAAGUCCUUCCAUCACAACAGAAGGGAGCAGGGUGUGUCAGGGCAGCCGAGCUCCAUCAUGGUGGAGGGGGUUCAGGUGUCACUGCCCUCUUAUGAGGAGGCUGUGUACGGCAGAGGGGGAGCCUGCAGCGCCUCUGCGCCCCCUCCUCCUCCCCCUCCUAUGCCAGAGACCCGGGUCCCCAUCGUGCUCUCCGAGGGCCACCCCCAAGGGGCCGUGGGAGGCGAGGACCCCAGCGGGAGCCACCACAGAGACUUAGACUUCUGCCUCCCGUCCACCUCCUCCUCUUCCUCCUCCUCCUCCCGGCGCUAUGCAGAGAGGGCGCUGGUACAUCAGGCACCCUCAUCCUCUUCCUCACCCUCGUGGGCCAGAGAGCACCCCAUGGGCGCAUGUGCACCCCCUCUGUCCCUCCGUAGAGACUCUGAGAAUAGUGACCAGCAUAGUUUGCUCUCGGUCACCUCUACAGAUGACUUCUCUGAUGAUAUUCCCCUGUUGAAGGAAGCAUGAAGCCUGGCAGCGAGCUCAGCAGUGACGCCCUUGUCCCCCAGCCGCUAUUCCUGCUGACUAGGACUGACUGUGGGUGUCAACCUCCUUCCCCAAAGCCUUCAACAGCCAGCGCAGGAAAGACUAGAACUAUGCCCAUUCCACAUGCGAUCUCCUCUGCCAUUGCUACCUGUGUGCACAGCGAAGACGGCAAAGAAAACUGCUCGUCUCUCUACACCCUAAAAAAAGAAGAGACGACAGGAGUGACUGCAGGCUCUAGAGCUGGUUUCCACUACCUAUUGCUCCGACAGGCAUAAAGUGAUCUCAGCUCAACGUGAACCUUGUACAAUCCCCCCCCCCACACCUAUCAAAACACAAACACAAACAGGUUGUGUACUGCAGGCUAUUUAUUACUUUACACCCAUCUCCUCCCAGGUUUACUAUCAAUCAUCAAUUAACAGCGCUCGUAGAGGCUUCCCUGGAUAAGGCUAUAGCAACCAAGGCAUACUGACCCCGACUGGGAUUACUGUGGAUAUAAAAUAACCUGUGAUUUUCCCUCCCGCGUGGCCUACCACGUAUCCCCCCCCCCCCGCUGUAUUUGAUACGUAGUGAGAGCCGUCCAUAGAGACGGCCCUGUUUGUGAAUGCAGCAUGUUUUUAAUAGUUACCACUGUCUGAGGCAUGGUGGCCCGCUCUGAGCGCAGUACAGCGCCGCCUCUCUCAUGACGCCCGCCUUCUCGGCCCGUCUGAGAAACCUCGUCAGAAGAGCAAAAAGCAGGCUGCUGUCUUUCUUUUUUUUUCUUUUUUUUUUACACGGCACUGUGUUCCAACUAAAAACGAAACAGGCUUUCUUCUUUUCUGUUGCCGCCGUCAUCCCGUAUCGGUUAAACGCUUCCUCCACAUCAGCACGACUCGGAUUCGGUGCUGGUUCGGUUUCAAGGCUUCCAUCGGCCCAAGGGAACUGCAGAAAAUUGGGCGUAUCUGUCGGGAAAGGGGAAGAGGCCAUGGUGGGAUGUUUUACCUGAAAGCUGGUGGGGGGGGGGGGUUCUUUGAACCUGUUGAUUCGUGUGACUGAAAUUUUGGGGUGCUUUUGUGUGUUUUGUCAUUUCUUUGUCCCUCUAUUUAUUGUUUGGUGUGUGGCUGAGUUUGGUCCGCUUUGAGAUGCCGAAUAUGGGUUUGCAUGAGUUUGUCUUUACGCGUCUCUGUGUUUGUCUUUAUCUAUGGGUGACAUAUAAGUGGGAGAGGGGGGACACAGACGCCCUAAGUGCAGUUCCUGAUUUGCCUCUUUUUUUUUAGAUUCGAGGCUAGCUUUACAAUGGCCCAUUGGAAAAUCGCCCUUAUUCUUGUCUUAAUUCUUAUUCUUGGCUUUGAAUAAGUCACAUAGAUUGACCACCGCUACUAUCGGGGCUAAGACUAGUACGUAAUGUACUAUUCAUCCAUUCACCACCUCGAAUACUCUGCAUUUGGGCUGUGUGAGAGUGACUCUCCUGUGUGAGACCGAGUCCCAUUCACUUUUACUGAUGUGCGGUCCUGGAAGGCACGGCUGAAAAUUACUGACACUACUGCAACUGGUUGCAGUGAAGAAAGUUAUUUUAUAUGUAUGGUAAACUUUCCCCACUCUUCUCCAAUGCCAAGUGCAGACAUGAGAAUCAUUUUUAUAUUUUUGUCAAUCGCCAUCCGUUGUCACGGUCACUUGAAAAGCAUGAAUGGCUGAGCAUCAUCGGUUGAGAAAGUCACCCUGGAAACCGCCAACUGCGAUGGAUACUGAGAGUGAUAUUUUAAAGCCCGACUGAAAAGAAACAGUGCAAACUUUUAUCAUUAUUAUGCAUUAUUUCUUUUUAUUUGGUAGCUGUCUGUUUUUGUCAAUGGCUACACCAAUGCAAACAGAGUAUUUUGCCUUACACUUGUACAUUUCCUUACAUCUUUAAAUUCAAUUUUUUUUUCUUUUUGGUUCAUAAUCUUAAAACCUCCAUAUUUGUUGCUUACGAUGUUGCGAGUUCUUCUGUGAUCCCAACGGCCUUACUUUAUUAUUUUCUAUUCUAUGCAUACACCUGUCAUGUGUCUGUUUCAGUGAGUUAAGUUUUUGUGUGGACAUAAACUGAUGUCCAUCCAUCCCUCAUCCUUGCCAAGGCUUUCCCAGGGACAGUGAUACGCUGAAGAGCCUAUAAGAACCUAUGAUAGCUCACUAUUCUUUUGUGUGUCUUUGCUACAUGGCAUUUAAAUUUCAUGGGAUUUAAAAGGAAGAAAAAUCUGAAAUUAACUUUCUGUCAAGAAACACUGUUGUACAGUGGUGCAGCCCUGAAAAGAGCAGAAGAUCAUUUCCAUCAUGAUUCUGUGUUCAAUGCUUUCAGCUUUGGUUUUUCUUCUGUACAUGACAGUUGGUGUGAAAAUAGUAAUUUAAUAUUUGUAUAAAGUUUAAUUUAAUUUUACAGUGUGUAAUAUAACUUUCUAAUUAAAGCUUUCUUUUGAAGUGUGAAA